Messenger RNA from Nematolebias whitei (Rio pearlfish), 755 nucleotides. RefSeq names its product ras-related protein Rab-22A-like. Gene Ontology annotation, molecular function: GTP binding; GTPase activity; sodium channel activity. Gene Ontology annotation, cellular component: membrane. The record is from RefSeq and is a predicted model, not a curated record. The transcript has 6 exons. Gene Ontology annotation, biological process: sodium ion transport. NCBI's taxonomy places the organism in Eukaryota, Metazoa, Chordata, Actinopteri, Cyprinodontiformes, Rivulidae. Bases 1 to 531 code for a protein of 176 amino acids.
AUGGUUUUAGCCCAAUAUGAGACAUCAUUUGAAGCAGGGAUCAAAGUUCAGAUCCACACCCAGGACGAGCCGCCCUUCAUUGACCAGCUGGGAUUCGGCGUGGCACCGGGGUUUCAGACCUUCGUCUCCUGUCAGGAACAACGGUUUCGUGCUCUAGCACCGAUGUACUACAGAGGCUCAGCAGCGGCCAUUAUUGUUUAUGACAUCACAAAAGAGGAAUCCUUCCAAACGCUGAAGAACUGGGUGAAAGAGCUUCGCCAGCAUGGCCCUCCUGAAAUAGUGGUCGCCAUUGCUGGCAACAAGUGUGACCUUUCAGAUGCUAGGGAAGUGCCAGAAAAGGAUGCCAAGGACUAUGCUGACUCUAUUCAUGCCAUCUUUGUGGAAACCAGCGCCAAGAAUGCCAUUAACAUCAACGAGGUGUUUACAGAGAUAAGUAAGCGGAUCCCUGUUAUUGAUGCAGCUGGAGGACCCUCGGGAAAAAGUUUCAGAUUGGGACGGCAGGCCUCAGAGUCUCGCAGGACAUGCUGCUGAUGAUGCUGGGUACUGAACUCAACGUGACCUGUGACCUGACCCUCACUCUUGACCCCCCACCCCCCCGUGCUUUUGAUUUGCUUCGGCUUAAAGACGUCACACAAACUUUCCAAAACGCUGCAAUUGCCCACAUCUGGUUGCAGCUGUGUGUUUCUGAUAGCGGUAGCAAAUCCUUUUUUAAUGGCACUCAGCAAUAGCAAGUCUACAUGUGAUUUUGUCCAAAU